AACGGAGAACUUAUCCCGAACGAGAUCUUGAAGUCCUUUCGCCUUUAUAGCUGCCCUCCUCCAUCCUUCAUUUCACUGAUUGCAUUCUCCUUCAAUCAUCUAUCAUGUCGUACUACUCUCAUCAAGGACAGACCUACCCGUACAGUGGAUAUCACCACGCGACUACAUCUGCAUACCCAGGUCAUCCACAAACACCGGGAGCUUACCCAGCAACAGCGUACCAAACACCAUAUCCUACGACCAGCGUACAGGGAUAUGGUGCAACGUGGCCAUAUCCGUAUAGCUACUAUCCUCAGGCUACGCAACAGCAACAACAGCAGCAGCAAGCUGCAGCUGUUCCAAGACCUGUAUCUACUCCUACUGCCGGUGCACCACCUACCGCCGCACCUACGCCUGUACCAGUACCCCAGCGCGUGCAGGCUCCCCCCACGGCCUAUGCCUAUGUUCCUCGGGAAUCAGUAGCUGCUGCUGGUACCGGUGGUGCAACGAGGCGGCAGAAGCAGGCUACAUACAGGGGACUAUUCACGAAAGAGCUGCGCAACCUCAUGUAUGGCUUUGGAGAUGACCGAAACCCAGCAAAUGAUACAGUGAAUGUCCUAGAGGAGAUUCUCGUGGAGUAUAUUGUCGAUGUCGUAAGUCUUUUCGCCAUCACUUUGUCCCUAUCUUCGCUUACCGAGCAUUUAUCGGUGGUUCUUCAUCAGUGUCAGACUGCCCUCGCUCCUGGCAAGAAAUCUCGAUUGUCAAUUGAAGACCUACGCAGAGCGCUUUCACGUCCAGCAGACGCGAAAAAACUUGCACGUAUGGAAGAGCUACUCUUCAUGCAGGAAGAUAUCAAGCGCGCUCGUGCGCAAUUCGAAGAGUCGGAUAUGAACCAGGCGGGUUCAUACCAGCAGUAGUAGCCAUGAUACCCCCGUACAUGAUAUACUUCCCUCGGACCUUACGACAGACCUGUAUCAAUUAUUGUAACAUAUAUUGUAUAACGAUGCAUACUGUAGCUUAUUGUUACAGAGCUGUACGAGAAUGAUAAUUGAAAGUGUCGCUGAAUUACUACUCUUCCAUCGCUUCGCCUUUGUCAGCGUCCUCUGCAUUUUCAUCCUCG
This is a messenger RNA of Somion occarium, 1099 nucleotides long. The record is from the annotation of a GenBank genome assembly. Lineage: Eukaryota; Fungi; Basidiomycota; Agaricomycetes; Polyporales; Cerrenaceae.